AUGGAUGAUGAUGACUUUAGUGACGCUGAUAUAAUUGGAAGAUUAAUUGUAGGAAAAUACAAAGUUGAACACAAACUUGGAAGUGGCUCAUUUGGUCAGGUGUAUUCUUGUAUCGACAUUGAAAGAAAAGAAACAUGGGCGAUGAAAGUCGAGUCACGACAUAUAAAUGAUAAUCGACAACUAUUCAUUGAAAAUAGAAUUUAUACAAUUUUAAAAGAUGGUCGAGGGUUUCCACGCGUCGCAUUUUACGGAAACGAAAACACAUUUGAUAUUUUAGUAAUUGAAUUAUUGGGACCGUCAUUGGAAGAUGUAUUCAACUACUGUGACCGAAAAUUCACCAUUAAAACAAGUCUAAUGGUAGUAGAUCAAAUGGUAUCUCGUAUAGAGUACGUUCAUACAUGUCAUAUUAUACAUCGCGAUAUAAAACCCGAUAAUUUUUUGAUGGGAAUAAAAUCAACAGCAAAUAUUGUCUAUCUGAUUGAUUUUGGAUUAUCGAAGAGAUACAGAGAUCCAGAGACUCUCAUUCAUAUUCCAUCUAAAAAAAAUAAGAGUUUAACAGGCACAGCUCGAUACGCUUCAAUUAAUGCACAUAACGGAUCAGAACAAUCAAGACGAGAUGAUCUGGAAGCAAUUAGUUACGUUUUUAUGUAUUUUAUAUUGGGAUCAUUACCAUGGCAAGGUUUGCAAGGUACAGCACACAAAUCAAAAUUUGAAAGAAUAGCUGAAAAAAAAAUGCAAACAAGUGCAGAUAUUUUAUGUCGAAAUCAGCCACCUGAAUGUACGUUAUUUGUCACUUAUUGUCGGAAUCUGGUGUACGAUCAUAGACCCGAUUAUAAUUAUUUAAGACAAUUACUACGAUAUUUGAUGAGUCAAAAAAGAUAUCAAUACGACUAUCAGUAUGAUUGGAUUAUAAAAAGAAAAAGUUUGGAAAAUGGAUGGAAAGAAGAAUUAGAUAUAGAAAUAGACACUUAG
Messenger RNA from Didymodactylos carnosus, 972 nucleotides. NCBI's taxonomy places the organism in Eukaryota, Metazoa, Rotifera, Eurotatoria, Philodinida, Philodinidae. The record is from the annotation of a GenBank genome assembly.